AUGACAACCAUGGAUUUGCGUGUUGGUAACAAAUACCGCAUCGGUCGAAAGAUCGGCAGUGGCAGUUUUGGAGACAUCUACCUGGGCACCAACAUCAUCUCAGGUGAAGAAAUUGCCAUCAAACUCGAAUCUGUCAAGGCCAAGCACCCUCAACUCGAGUAUGAAGCGCGGGUAUACAAGUCUCUUGCUGGUGGUGUUGGAAUUCCGUUCGUCCGCUGGUUUGGAACCGAAUGUGAUUACAAUGCCAUGGUUCUUGACCUGUUGGGCCCCAGCUUGGAGGAUCUCUUCAAUUUCUGCAACCGCAAAUUCUCGCUCAAGACCGUCCUCCUCCUGGCCGAUCAGCUCAUCUCUCGCAUCGAAUACAUUCACGCCAAGUCCUUCAUCCACCGUGACAUCAAACCAGACAACUUCCUGAUGGGUAUUGGCAAGAGAGGCAACCAGGUCAACGUGAUCGACUUUGGUCUGGCCAAGAAGUACCGCGACCCCAAGACUCAUUUCCACAUCCCAUACCGCGAGAACAAGAACUUGACCGGCACGGCUCGUUAUGCCUCGAUCAACACUCACUUGGGGGUGGAACAAUCUCGCCGUGACGACAUGGAGUCUCUAGGCUAUGUCAUGCUCUACUUCUGCCGUGGUUCUCUUCCAUGGCAAGGUCUCAAGGCGGCCACCAAGAAGCAGAAGUACGAUCGUAUUAUGGAGAAGAAGAUGACUACUCCCACAGAGGUUCUGUGCCGUGGUUUCCCUAAUGAGUUCGCCAUCUACCUCAACUACACCCGCUCUCUCCGCUUCGAUGACAAGCCAGACUACUCGUACUUGAGGAAGAUUUUCCGGGAUCUCUUCGUCCGAGAAUCGUUCCAAUACGACUACGUCUUUGACUGGACCGUCUACAAAUACCAGAAGAAUGCUCAGGCCAUCGCCCAAGCUGCUGGCAACCAGACCACGGGGGAGGACGAGGAGAAGCCUCGACGUGGUGCCCAUCCUGCGACAGCUGCUGCCACUGGAGCCCCUACCCCUCAACAUGCCUCGCAGGCUGGCAAGCCUGCGGCUAUUUCCAGCUCUCGACGCAAGGUCAUCGAACGCGGUGCUAGCGGUAACGACCAGGGAGGAAGUGACAGGAUGUGA
Messenger RNA from Fonsecaea monophora, 1122 nucleotides. RefSeq lists its product as hypothetical. The transcript has 2 exons. Gene Ontology annotation, biological process: endocytosis; peptidyl-serine phosphorylation; signal transduction. NCBI's taxonomy places the organism in Eukaryota, Fungi, Ascomycota, Eurotiomycetes, Chaetothyriales, Herpotrichiellaceae. Gene Ontology annotation, molecular function: ATP binding; protein serine/threonine kinase activity. Gene Ontology annotation, cellular component: cytoplasm; nucleus. The record is from RefSeq and is a predicted model, not a curated record. The coding region runs from base 1 to 1122 and encodes 373 amino acids.